Arabis nemorensis is the source of this 357-nucleotide messenger RNA. The record is from the annotation of a GenBank genome assembly. NCBI's taxonomy places the organism in Eukaryota, Viridiplantae, Streptophyta, Magnoliopsida, Brassicales, Brassicaceae.
AUGAGUUCAUCGACGGCUUUGCGUGAUUUGCAGAGAGAUAUUGAGAAUAAAGCCAACGAUCUCGGAAAAAUCCAGAAAGGCAAAUAUAGCGAAGAAUCAUCAGAUAAGGAAGAAGAGUUGGAUUUGCUUGAAGAAGAUGCAAACGUUUACAAAAUGAUUGGUCCUGUGCUAGUGAAGCAGGAUUUGGCAGAAGCAAAUGCAAAUGUUCGCAAAAGAAUCGAGUACAUUUCUGCUGAAUUGAAACGGCUCGAUGCAAUUCUUCAAGAUAUGGAAGAAAAACAAAUCAGCAAGAGAGAUGCGAUAGUGAAGUUACAACAAAGGGUACAAUCUAUCCAAGCAGGAAACGCAAAGGCUUGA